AUGUCGAUGAUGACCGGCGAGCCCGUGCCGGUGGAGGUGGCGUCGGGCGACGAGGUGAUCGGGGCCACCGUCAACGCCGACGGCACCCUGGAGGUGGAGGCCACGCGGGUGUCGGACCGCACGGCUAUUGCCCAAGGCGUUCGUCGGUUGACUGGCCCAGGUUGCCGCGCCUCGGGCGCGGCUGGCCUACCGGGUCCUCUGGAUAUUCGUGAGUUUUUUCCCGCCUGA
Geodia barretti is the source of this 228-nucleotide messenger RNA. The record is from the annotation of a GenBank genome assembly. Lineage: Eukaryota; Metazoa; Porifera; Demospongiae; Tetractinellida; Geodiidae.